UACCCAGGGGAAGUGCUCCAGGUGUUAGUGUGGGUCACACCUGCACGUUUAUUCCAUCUGGAGAUGGAGGAAGAGGAAGAAUCCUUAUUGUUGGGGGUGCCAACCCCAGCGGCAGUUUUUCACAUUCGCACAUCAUAAAUCUAGGUUAAAAAAACAUCAGUAAAGAAUCUGUCCAGGGAUAUGACAUUUGCAAAACUGUGUUUUACAGAGGCUAGGUCAGUGUAUAAUCUGUUUGUGGUGAAAUCACAAUCACCACUGACAAAUGUGUAAUUUACAGCAAGAGUAGGGAAAGGAGGUUGUGAAGAUGUUUUUCUGUUGAAUUUGUUAAUAGUAUAUUAUUAUGGAUAAAGCUCCCAUCACCAAUAAUCUUGAAGAUGAGACGAGCAAAAAUUUAUGUCAGGGGUUCAAGCAUUGUGUACAGUGUCACUUGUCACUGCACCAUAUUGGUAAAACACAUUGUUGUUAUGUGCUUGGCAGGGUCAUUAGUGUGUUGUUCCCUUCACAUUCAUAUCAUAGGGCUUUCCUUGCAUUUUUGUCGUGUCUGACUCCACCAGAUAAUCAUGAAUGGGACAUCCCAGACUGGGAGGGUUUGGAGGCACGCUAUGAACACUGCAGCUUUGUGCCAGAGAGCUGUCCUCAGAGCCUGUGGGUGUUUGGAGGGGCACAGCAGAGCGGCAAUCGCAAUUGUAUCCAGAAUUUACAGCUAACAGAUAGUGGGUCUCGCUGGAAGAAUGUAGUGGUGAAUGGCAAACCUCCCAGUCCCAGGACAUACCACACCAACUCAGCCUGCAUAGGGGACAGACUGUAUGUCAUUUCUGGUGGCGAAGCAGGAGCUGCACCUGUCUCAGACGCCAAACUUCAUGUCUUUGAUACAGUGUCUUCCACCUGGUCCCAACCAGAAACGCAAGGCAGACACCUGCCAGCCAGACAUGGCCACAUUAUCGUAGCAGUGGGUUCAAAGAUCUACAUUCAUGGAGGCAUGGCUGGAGACAAAUUCCACAAUGACAUGUACUCGCUUGAUACAAGGAUCAUGACGUGGGAGAAAGUGCAGACCAAAGGAGACAUCCCACCAGGAAUAGCAGCCCACUCAGCUGUGGUGCUGGGCAAGAAUAUCUACAUUUUUGGGGGGAUGACUGCAGAUGGAGCCAGCAACUCCAUGCACAGAUUCAACACUGAUAAAAGUAGAUGGAUCCUCAUAAAGUUUGAAGGGGAUAUGCCACCCAACCGCCUAGACCACUCCAUGUGUUUAUUGCCGUGGAAGGUGUGUGCUCAUGGGAAUGGAGAUGAGGAGCAAGGCAACAGCCCAGCAGCCUCAGAGACAAUACACCUGGCCUUUGUAUUUGGAGGGAUGGACACCCAGGGUGUCAUUCAUAAUGACUGUAUAAUGACUGUGGUGACAUGAUGUGCUUUAAAUGUAAUAUUAAUUUACCCAAAGGUGUAAUAAAAUGUUUGUCUAGUA
Messenger RNA from Siniperca chuatsi (mandarin fish), 1459 nucleotides. It is a transcript of the gene rabepk, whose product is annotated as Rab9 effector protein with kelch motifs. Bases 341 to 1402 code for a protein of 353 amino acids. The transcript is spliced from 5 exons. Gene Ontology annotation, molecular function: protein binding. Lineage: Eukaryota; Metazoa; Chordata; Actinopteri; Centrarchiformes; Sinipercidae. The record is from RefSeq and is a predicted model, not a curated record.